GAAGGAAGGCCGGUAGCCCCGGCCGGACAGUGCGCAUCUCGUCAUCUUGAGGGAGAAUGGAAUUGGGAAGGGGAGGUAAUCCGGUCACAGAGAAGAGAAAAUCUGCAGAUGCUGGAAAUCCAAGCAACGCACACAAAAUGCUCGAGGAACUCAGCAGGCCAGGGAGCAUCUAUGGAAAAGAAGAAGGAGAGGGGCGGCUAGUAACAAAAGAGAAUGUGCGAGGAGUGAUAACCAUGAAUGAAGAUUAUGAAACCAAGUUCUUUGUAAACACAGCUGAGGAAUGGGAGUCACUUGGAGUCGAACAGUUAAGACUCAGCACAGUUGAUAUACUUGGUGUACCAAAAUUGGAAGAUCUGAAGAAGGGUGUUGAUUUCGUUACUAAAUAUCGUAAAAAAGGAAGCUGUGUCUAUGUGCAUUGCAAGGCUGGACGCUCCCGGAGUGCCACUAUGGUAGCUGCAUAUCUAAUUCAUCUACAUCACUGGAGUCCAAAGAAGGCAUGUGACUAUAUUGCAUCCAUCAGAUCUCACAUUGUUGUUCGCAGUGGACAGUUUAAGAUUCUGAAGAACUAUUAUUGUGAACUUUUCUCGGAGGAGCCAGAUGUCUUGUGUGAAACAAAAAGUGCUGCAGCUUUCAAGUCAUAAAGGAUUCCAGUCUGGACAUAAAUACACUACCACCUUUAAGUAAUUCCUGAUUAAAAUUAACAAAAGGAGGUUGCAAUUUAAGUUCCAACUUUGUGAUCUCUAGAUUUCAGCCGUGAGUUGAUCAUUGUUCUGGUGCAUGAAUAGAGUAUUUUUGCUGUGGAUGUACUGAUAAAGCUACAGCCCAUUUUGAAGUGUUUAUUUUGUUGAAAUAUUUGUUAUUUAUUGAAAGAUGGUGUUAAAAUAGUUUUCAAUCCCAGGGAAGUUAUUUUUCGAAAAAAAAAUUUAGAUGUUAGAAACUUCUUCACUCAUUGUUAAUUUCUGAGUAAUAUGUACAAGUUUUCUGAACAUGUGUAGAAACUGUUAUAUUGUUACGUGUUGAAAUUGCUGUAUCAGCUUGCGCCGGUGAAGGGAUAUUGCAACUUCCACGUUGUUUGUUCAUAAAGACACAUUUGAUGGCUUCGGUCCCUAGUAAAAGCAAAUAUUGUUAUUUAUGAGAUUUGUAAAUGUUAUCUGAGAGGGAGUAAUUCCAUAAAACCAUGCUCUCAAUAGGAGCUGCUCUGCUGGAAAUUUGGGAUUGGAGAAUUGCUCCUGUAAACAUCUUUUUAACAUAAAAUAUUUAACAUGUUAAUAUGUAAAAUUAAUAUUACAUUAUUUAUAAAUAAAUUUAUAAAUAAAUAAUUUUAGACGUCAA
Mobula hypostoma (lesser devil ray) is the source of this 1332-nucleotide messenger RNA. It is a transcript of the gene ptpmt1, whose product is annotated as protein tyrosine phosphatase mitochondrial 1. The record is from RefSeq and is a predicted model, not a curated record. Bases 57 to 641 code for a protein of 194 amino acids. Gene Ontology annotation, biological process: protein dephosphorylation. NCBI's taxonomy places the organism in Eukaryota, Metazoa, Chordata, Chondrichthyes, Myliobatiformes, Myliobatidae. Gene Ontology annotation, molecular function: protein tyrosine/serine/threonine phosphatase activity; phosphatidylglycerophosphatase activity; phosphatidylinositol-4,5-bisphosphate 5-phosphatase activity. The transcript is spliced from 4 exons.